Lytechinus pictus (painted urchin) is the source of this 5622-nucleotide messenger RNA. Its product is annotated as cilia- and flagella-associated protein 410-like. The transcript is spliced from 4 exons. Bases 1 to 402 code for a protein of 133 amino acids. Gene Ontology annotation, cellular component: U4/U6 x U5 tri-snRNP complex. Lineage: Eukaryota; Metazoa; Echinodermata; Echinoidea; Temnopleuroida; Toxopneustidae. The record is from RefSeq and is a predicted model, not a curated record. Gene Ontology annotation, biological process: mRNA splicing, via spliceosome.
AUGUGGUUAUUUAACUUCUGUCAGUUGAGCUUGGAAAAAGUCGUCACAUUUGAUGAAGUGAACAGAGCAUUAGAGGAAGGUGAUGAGUUAGAGCCCCCUAUCAACUCUACUGGUAUCUAUAGCAAUGGCCACAUUCCAAACAACAACAAAGAUAACAAGGAGAAUAGAGACAGCUCAAUGGAAUUCAUGACGUUAGAUGAAACAAAUAAAAUCAGAGAGCAGCUUGGACUGAAGCCAUUAUCAUCUGACAAACUUUCUCCUGCCAAACACAAGACUGUAAGCAGCCACAAAACUAAAAAUGCCAGUAUCCUAUCUGCAGUACUCACCCUCAUCAAAGAGUUGGAUAGGGACAGUUUGGAGGUAGUGGCUAAUGCCUGCAAGGAUAGAUUAGAAUCAUUAUGAUCUCAUCAAAUACUUCCUUACAGUUGCAAAAAGUAUUCAAGAAAAACUAUGAACCGACUGCCGAGACUACAGAAUAUAUAAACUUGGCACAAAGAGAGCAACAGGGGCUUUCCCAGGCAGGCUCUUGUGGAUUUAUUUGUGUUUGAUGGUUACUUCCCAGAGAUUGGUUUGAAGAAAAGACACCUUGAUGAGGAGGAAGAAUUGGAUCUGAUCCAAUGGCUGCAGAGACAAGAUUCUGCUUCAGAGUAAUGGAUUCUUUGGAUUACCAUAGAGGUUACCGAUGCGUGUGGGACUUGAUGGAAAGGCUGGUAGCCGUUCCAAUGUCCUGCAAUUAUGGAGUGCACAUUGACUUCCUCUAGUAUUACAGGCAUGAUAUCAAGGAUUGACAUUUGUAUCAUCCUCUUUAAAGGCAACAGAUUUAAUGAAUGUUUGAUGUAUGCUGUGGAUUACCAUAGAGGCUACCGAUGCGUGUGGGACUUGAUGGAAAGUUUGGUAGCCAUGCCAAGGAUAUCGAGGAUCGACAUUUGUAUCAUCCUCUUUAUAGGCAAAAGAUUUAAUGAACUGUUUGAUGUAUGCAUCAAACAAAGGCAUUGAUUUGCCUUUGAUCUUGAUGGUUGGUGCAUAUGUACUAAAGUGAAUCGGAUAUUUUCGUCUUGUAGUAUUUGCCUGAGAAAUCAAUUUUCUCCUCAGACUGUUCUCUCAAGUCAGAUCAAAUGUUUCUUUGAGAAUUGACCAACCUGCUGCCAUUACUAGAAGAAACUUGAUUGUCCACCGAUCAGAAAUUCUUAUGAAAUGAAAUAUCUGUAUCACUAAGCCUGUACAGAUUUGUUUACUGUAUAUAUCAAUGUCCAUUGUUUUCAUUUAAUUGCCAAUUUGAAUGAGAAAGAAAAUGCUGCCUUUUGCAUAUGCUCAUUUACAUGUUUACCAUCUCCUUUAAUAGAUGGGUGCUGAUCCUGACACAGCCACACAAACAAGGGUUGAUCUUAUUCUAUUUAUGUAUUCAAAGCUUAUUCAAUUUUAUUUCUUGAAAUCACUUCUCUCUUUUUUUGUACUCAGAAGGUAGAAAUGUGUAAUUGGGACGAGAAUGAUAAGACAUAUAUCUCAUUUGUAUUUUUAAAAAAUUUAGUGACUGAUAUGAUUUUUGUUUUAUUUAGUUAUAUAUUUUUGUCGUUCUGUCAGCAUUGAUUUCUCUGUGAGUUCAUUCUUUGUUAUGUAUUCAAUUCAUCUAGGUAAAAGAAAACAUUUAUUUAUUCCCUUGGAGAGAGCAGGCUAAUAAUAAUAGUACAUGUAAAAGUUUUUCUGUCAUCAUUUAAGUUGUUUUCUUCAGAAUAAUUAUGUGUUGAGUAAUUGUCAUACAUUUAAAGAAAAUCAUUAAUUUAUCAAUUUUCCCUCUUCAUAAUGAAUUAUUUCAUUUUUAACAUACAUGAUAAUCCGCAUAAAUUAUUACAUGUGUGUCAUUAGACUUGCUUUCAUGAAAUUAACAAAUUCCAUGUAAAGUUUGUGACAUGUGAUAUGAUGUUACUUUCUCAUUGCACUACAAGUCAGCAAAAUAAAAAAAGAGGUUGCAAUCAUUUUGUACAUGAAAAUGCCAUUAUUAUUGAAGGUAUGUUCAGGUGUUGGUGUGACAUACAUAUAAAUGACAUCACAAGAGGGGGUGGGUAAACAUUUUAUUUAUUCAAUCUUUGAAUGCGUAAUGUAGUUUUGUUCAUAAGGCAUUUAAGAAAAGUCCACAUUAUAAUCAGGUUGGUUUUAAGAAAGGCAGAAGAUAAGAGGAAAUCUACCAAGGAAGUUUGAUGACGAUCCAUCUUAAGAGAAUGAGAAUAUUUGUACUAUUUUUCUUUAUUAUUAUUAUUAUUGUUACUUCAUUUGGGAGCUGCUCAUCCAUGUAUUGUAUUAUACUUUCUAGAUGUUUUGAUACAUGAAGAUAUUUUUAUAUUGGAAUGUGGGAGAACUUGUCAAAGGAGCCUGCAAUAUCAUCCUUCACUGACGUCUUCGUCACACCUAUCUCAAAUAUCGAGAAAGAAAAGGAAUGCAUAGCAUUCUGCAUUCCUGUUAGUUGUAAAUUGUGAGGGGAUGGUAUUAGUCUAUGGUCACGUUGCUACAUUAUUUUCAAAGUUUUUAAUGAUAUUCCUAUUUUAUCUAACUUAACGAUCCUUUAAUCAUUCUCAUUUUUUGUGCUUCUGUUGGACCUAAUUUAAUUUCAAGGUGGAAUAAAACUUAAGACAACAUCAAAACCAAUUCAAAAUGGAUUGAAGAACCUAGUCUAUAACUGUUUCUCAAAUUGAACACCCCUCCCCCUUCUACUCCUUAAAUUAAAAUAUUCUUAUCUUCAAUUUUUUAUCCUUUGACUUAAUCAUGUCACUUUGAGAUAAAAGAAGAGAAGCAAGGUAUACAGGUGCCCGAAAGCAGUAUGUCCCUCUUUGUUAACCUAUCAGUGUAUAGUUUGGCAUGAUAGAGGGUGCUAUUUAAGAUUAACCAUCAAUCACCACUCAGUUGUUAAUAAUUCUUGGUAGUUGCAUAAAUCCUUUCCACAUGCACAGGCUGAUUCUGUCUGAGAUAGCACUAUGAGUGUACCUUUGAAUAUAACUAUAUUUGCUUUUAGGUCAUUUUAAAUGCAAAGUGAACAUUUGACCAUACUACAUAAGUACAUGUUAAGUACUACAAGAACUAAGUUUUUCUAAAGAAUCCUAAUGUUCUGAUUUCAGAAUGAGGAAAUGCUCAAGUAUAAUUUCAAAAGUUGAAUCUUAAAGGGGGAGCAAACUGACAUUUAUGGUCUCUCAUUGAGUGUAUGUUAUAAAUAGCUAGGCUUAAAUAUAACAUUUGAGCUAAAUUAUUAAAACUACAGAGAAUAAAUUUACAUAUAGUUUUAUUUGAGGGAAACUAAAAUGUCGAGAGAGAAAAACUGAACUUGGUAAUAUAAUCUUUGUAGGAUAAAUGUAUUGAAUAGUAAAAUUAUUAUUCAAGAGGGCCUAUAUGACAAGAGUACACUGCUCAUAAUGUUGCAUUAAGGUUUGGUAACCCGACUAGAUUGGAGUGAAAGACUUAAGGUGGUGCCAUUAAGGUUUGGUAACCCGACUAGAUCGGAGUGAAAGACUUAGGGUGGUGCCAUUAAGGUUUGGUAACCCGACUAGAUCGGAGUGAAAGACUUAGGGUGGUGCCAUUAAGGUUUGGUAACCCGACUAGAUCGGAGUGAAAGACUUAAGGUGGUGCCAUUAAGGUUUGGUAACCCGACUAGAUCGGAGUGAAAGACUUAAGGUGGUGCCAUUAAGGUUUGGUAACCCGACUAGAUCGGAGUGAAAGACUUAAGGUGGUGCCAUUAAGGUUUGGUAACCCGACUAGAUCGGAGUGAAAGACUUAAGGUGGUGCCAUUAAGGUUUGGUAACCCGACUAGAUCGGAGUGAAAGACUUAAGGUGGUGCCAUUAAGGUUUGGUAACCCGACUAGAUCGGAGUGAAAGACUUAAGGUGGUGCCAUUAAGGUUUGGUAACCCGACUAGAUCGGAGUGAAAGACUUAAGGUGGUGCCAUUAAGGUUUGGUAACCCGACUAGAUCGGAGUGAAAGACUUAAGGUGGUGCCAUUAAGGUUUGGUAACCCGACUAGAUCGGAGUGAAAGACUUAAGGUGGUGCCAUUAAGGUUUGGUAACCCGACUAGAUCGGAGUGAAAGACUUAAGGUGGUGCCAUUAAGGUUUGGUAACCCGACUAGAUCGGAGUGAAAUACUUAAGGUGGUGCCAUUAAGGUUUGGUAACCCGACUAGAUCGGAGUGAAAGACUUAAGGUGGUGCCAUUAAGGUUUGGUAACCCUACUAGAUCGGAGUGAAAGACUUAAGGUGGUGCCAUUAAGGUUUGGUAACCCGACUAGAUCGGAGUGAAAGACUUAAGGUGGUGCCAUUAAGGUUUGGUAUCCCGACUAGAUCGGAGUGAAAGACUUAAGGUGGUGCUAUUAAGGUUUGGUAACCCAACUAGAUCGGAGUGAAAGACUUAAGGUGGUGCUAUUAAGGUUUGGUAACCCAACUAGAUCGGAGUGAAAGACUUAAGGUGGUGCCAUUAAGGUUUGGUAACCCGACUAGAUCGGAGUGAAAGACUUAAGGUGGUGCUAAUAAGGUUUGGUAACCCGACUAGAUCGGAGUGAAAGACUUAGGGUGGUGCCAUUAAGGUUUGGUAACCCGACUAGAUCGGAGUGAAAGACUUAGGGUGGUGCCAUUAAGGUUUGGUAACCCGACUAGAUCGGAGUGAAAGACUUAAGGUGGUGCCAUUAAGGUUUGGUAACCCGACUAGAUCGGAGUGAAAGACUUAAGGUGGUGCCAUUAAGGUUUGGUAACCCGACUAGAUCGGAGUGAAAGACUUAAGGUGGUGCCAUUAAGGUUUGGUAACCCGACUAGAUCGGAGUGAAAGACUUAGGGUGGUGCCAUUAAGGCUGCUGGAUUGGAUGUCCUUUAAACUCUUCAACUUUUGGUUGCCCAACAAAAAAAGUAAGGAAACAUUUUACUCUUUCAGGCAUUAUCCCUUGCAACUACACUUAGUCACACAUUCAGUCUGCUUUAAUACUGGGUGUUAUCAGGUUUUUCAAUACAUAUUACUUUUCCAGAUACAUGUAGUGUAUAAAUUCCAUUUCAUCUAAAAGUUUGGGUAUUGUUGAUUAUGAGCAGUGUAUACUUCUCAUCCUAUCAGCAUCUUUUACUUCCUUUUGAAAGGUUUUUCUUACAUUUUAUUACAUCAGAACUGCAUAAUGAAAAGCUAAAGUGAAAGUGUAAUGAUCAAGUUUACGAUAAAGGGUAUUUAAAGGCCCGAUCUCCCUUUACAUUUAAGAUCUCAUUCGCUUUAAUUCAAUUGUGAACUUAUUGUACAUUUAUGAUGUGCAUCAUUUGAAUUGUUCUGAUAGUGGCUGCUUGUGUAGUGCACAAGUCUGCCAUUUGGCAUGUAUCAUGCCAUGUAUUGAUGUAUGCAUUCAUAUAUAUCUGAUAUCACAGAUUAAUAGCAACUGAAUACAAAAGGUAUAGCAUUUUGUGGACAUUGCUGUGUACUAUACUAUUGCUCAUGGCCAAUUAUAUACAUGUAAAGGCUUGUGUUGUAUAUACAUGUUUAUAUUGUCUUGUAAAUAUAAAUAAAAUAAUGAUGUAGAUACAUCUGGUGAAGGAUGUUGUUACUUGUGUACUGUCUGCAUCAUAUGAAUUUAAAGAAAUACAAGAUAUUAAAAAAUAACUUUGUACAGGUGGAAACAUA